AUGCCCACAAAUGAGGUCGCUUCGGGUCCGGUGAAUGGCAACCACGGCCCCCAACCAGACCUGAAGGAGAUGCUGGAGUACGAGAAGAUCGUGAACUUACACGACCAGAUAUUCUCUGGAAAUCAUCCAAGACUAAAAGUGCCCCAGCAUGUUAUCCGCAAAGUCACCCACCGACCUGUUCAAACUCCUCCCCUCUCUGCUGUUCCUCCCAUCCCUGCUCCUGCUGGGACUCCAGCGGGCGUGCAGGCAAAACAGCAUCCCGCUCCGCUCAGCACGCACUCCAACCCAUUGGUAAAUGGAUCGGCUUCUGCUGCUGUUUCGGGCGUGGCUGCUUCCUCCAGCAGUAGUGGCCCCAGUGGUCGUGUAACUGCCCCAAAACCAGUGUCUGAAAUUGACCCUAUAUUCCUUACCAAGUCUGACGACCUGAUCAGAGCGGAGAUACAGCUGCAGCGUCAGCGGAUUGAGCGUGUAUUACGUGAGCAGCUUGAGCAGAAGAAAAUUGACCACAGACUACAGACUUGCCUCCAAGAAGCAAAACCUGAUUUCGACGUGUCUGAGGUCCUGACAAAAGCAUUGCAGCUUGUUAAGCCUACUGCAACCAGUGAUAUUCAAGGGGCUAAUGCAAACACCACAGCCAGUGACUCUUUCGAUGAUAAUUCGUUUUACUCGAGCAGAGCUCCCGAUUCCCCACAGGUCGCUCGGAACGACCAACCAUCUCCCAUCCGAGAAGAUCAUAUGCAUCCGGUGGACGCGGAUGAGACGGAGUAUGAAGGUUCCGUAGGCCGGCGGCAUGCUGAGGGUCGCCGGAUUGAUGCUGGUGACCCUAAUGUGAUAGAUGUUGAUACACAGGAAUCUCCGUACAAUGCUGCUGACAAACGUGGGCCAUUGUCGAGGAGUCCCGUGAAUCGAACUCCUCGUCGCGACAGCAUCAGUCAAUACCCCGUUCGGGAGCACCCUGAUGUGUACGAUGAACCAGAAUACUCUCCUCCCGGCCCAGAUAUCACUUCAACUGUUCCGAGAGAAGAAGAGGGCGAGUAUAUUCCAAAACCAGAUAUGAGUUCUAGAAGGAGAAGCAAUGGCAGGCCAGUAGAACGCGGACCCGAUGCACGGCGUAAUGCUUCACCAGGCCAUGACAUAAGGGUCGUUAGGAAUCACAUAACAUCUCCGGCCGCACCGCAACCCUCGAAAGUUUCCCCACUUGCUGUGUCAAGAGUACCAUCACUGCCUCAAAGUCGACAGCGGCAUACACGCCCUGUGGACAGACUAACCUCCGGCCAUGGAUCUGCGCGUACAAGCCCUGAAAGUGCACCCCAACCUUUAACUUCUCGAAAGCGCCGACGACUCCAGGAAAAUAGAGAUCGAAACCGUGUUGCCAAUGAAAGAAGGGAAGCAGAUUCCCCUGAUCACCCUUAUAUCAAACCUGAGCCGAUUUCUCCACCCCUAUUCUCUGAUUUACCACUUGCUGGAGGGUCAAAGCCUCGACUACACCACGAACGGCCUGCAUUUGUUGAUAUUUCGUCUCCUCAAUAUUCACCCGUUGGCCAUCGACGGGAUAGUGGACAAAGAAGAGUAUAUGACGAACACCCAAAUAGAGGCUAUGAUAUAGGCAAUCCGAUUGACCUGAGUGUCCCCCGGUCCACCUCCAGAGUUACUUACAGGAAACCUACCCGCGAUGAUCUGGAUCUGCGGCGCGUUGCAAGUUUGCAUAAUGCUAGACAGCCUGAGUAUAUCCAAGAUUAUCCGGAGCCACCGCCUAUUGACUACCAACCAAGAUAUGUUCGGGGUACUUCCUACGCCGUUACCGAUCGCCCAGUCCACACAGAGAGAGCUAGAUACUAUGAAGAGCCUACUCAGCCUUACAGCAGACACUAUGUCUCCGGGGGUAUGUCACCACCCUCCCCUAGAUUCCGCAAUCCCUAUCCAGAACUAGAGCCCGAGCCACGCAUCAUGGGCCCCCCGCCACCACAACGUCGCGUGGUGGUCGACGCAGACGGAAACCGCUACGUCGAACAGAUAGCAACCCAGACUCCAAGACUCCAACCACUCCAACCACUGCCCCCACCAUCAGCCCGCCUAUCCCGGAUGGACACGUACCCCGAAGGCCCACCCCGCCUAGCAAACGGCAGCGUCCGCGCCGCCUCCAUAAUCGAAGAUCCAUACCACGAUAGACGAUAUGCACAAGAAAUGCCCCCUCCUCCCCCUCUCACCUACCGCCGCGCACCAGAAGAAUUCAGACGUGAACUCCUCCACGAGCGACCCGUGUACGGCUAUGAUGGCGACGAGCGCGGGGUUGUCGAUUACGUAAACCAACCUCCACCCGCGCGCCACGCGACAUAUGUCGAGGAGCCGUUGGUUCCUCGGGAUGAAGUGGUGAGGAUGGCAAGUGUACGGCCUCCGCCGUCAAGGUAUGAGGAGAGGCAUCCGGCGGUCCGCCAGCCGAUGUCGCGCAUGCAGAGUGUUAGACCUGGCGGGAGGGAGAUUAGUGUGUAUGUGGAUGAUGAGCAGCCGCGGGGGAGGAGAGAUUAUGCGCCUGUUGAGCGGGGUGGGUAUGGUCCUGCUGGAACGCCUGCUGGUGUUGCGAGGUCUGUGAGGGAGGAGAGAUAUUAUGAUGACGAGGAAGCGGGGAAGAUGGAUGUGGAGGGGAUGCAUGAUGUUGUUCAGCGGGUUCAAAGACGAUAUUAG
Molecule: messenger RNA, 2682 nt
Organism: Paracoccidioides brasiliensis Pb18
Exons: 1
Coding region: 1-2682 (893 amino acids)
Source: RefSeq, a predicted model, not a curated record